AUGGAAGAACGUGAUCACAGCGAUCUUCAGCCGGAGCCAGUGGAAGACGGUUGGAGUGAUGAAAGCGAUAAGGAGGAUGAGGAGGGUAUAGAGGACAUAUUGGCUGUGUCACCGCGUACGCUUCGCGCCCCUACGGAAGCGGCUUCGAAGAACGAUCGCGAACGCUCGACUUUGUCGUCCAUCGUGGCUGAAUAUGCUGACGUUGAAUUGCUGCGUGAGAACGAGCGGCUGAAGCAGCAGGUAUUGCAGCUCCAGACAAAGCUAGUGCGGUCUCAAGAGGUGUCGCUUAUUUCUGCCAAGGUGGUCGACAGCCGAAUCGCUUACCGUGAAGGUCGUCAGUUUGUCGAGUACAAGCUACAAAUCGAGACCAACACGCGUGGCACAUUGUAUGUGUGGCACUGGUACAGCACGUUCCGUAACCUGGCUGCUACUCUCCAGACUGAGAAUGGACACAAACGCAAGGAGAUACCGGAGCUGCCAAACAAGCAGCUGUUUGGCAACUUUUCCGACAAGAUUAUUUCGGACCGUGUGGCGAAGCGGAACCAGUUCCUUGAGGCUGCCACGAACGCCGAGUACCUCCAGUGGGAUAUCCGUGUGGACCAGGACACGUGCGUGUACAAGCGUCGUGUGAAGAGCGCCUCACGGGAAAGCAUAUCAACUGCUAGUAUGCAGUCGUCGUCACCGCGUUCAUCAUCCCGGUUGUCGAUGAAGUCAUUCAGCUUCCGUCGUGGCAGUACAGCUGGCAAUUGA
Messenger RNA from Peronospora matthiolae, 750 nucleotides. NCBI's taxonomy places the organism in Eukaryota, Oomycota, Peronosporomycetes, Peronosporales, Peronosporaceae. The record is from the annotation of a GenBank genome assembly.